AUGUCGACCAACAAGGAAAAGGACAGAAAGCCGCACGAGCUCGUCAGGACGGGCCCGACCGUCACCCAGGCGCUCGCGGAGAACCCCCAUCUCAGCCCGCGCAGGGCCGCGUGGAAGACGUACCCGAAACCGUUCUUUCUGAAGCGUCUAUUGCUGCGAUUCCAGAUUAGACACGACCUGUAUAAGGGCAGGGGCGAUAAUGACCUUACGCAGGAGGACCUCGACGAGGCCGCUCAAUCGGGGAACUUCCCGUACAGGCCAUCUAACCUUUUCCUCAAGAUAUAUUCCGAUGUACUGUUAUGUCUUGCUCGAGACCCCUUGAGCGGCCUCGUAUCGCCACCUCUCAUGGCAUCGUCGGCUGUUAUGCCUCUAUCUAUCAUUAGUGUAAUUCCUGACAUCAUGAAACACUACUACCACUGCAUCGUUAAUGCCGAGAAACAAGUCUUAUUAGCUACUAACUACCUUCAACCCUCUGACUCCCACAAGACUAUAUUCAAUGCGUUCAGGGAGCUGAGCAAACGCGUCGGCGAGAGAGGACAAAAAGAGAAGAUCAUAGUGAAACUUAUUUACGACCGAGGCACACCGAAGCAAUUCUUUAAGAACCAUGUGCAGGUUAAGCCGAAUUCUGGCCCGUGGAAGGGCGUUGAGCUCCCCGAUCCGAGUGAAAUCCCUAAUAUCGACCUCGAAGUCAUUAACUUUCAUCGCGUACUCCUCGGGACGUUCCACGCCAAGUUUAUGGUAGUGGAUGAGAAGGUAGUGCUGCUUAAUAGUAAUAACAUUCAGGACCGUCCUAAUGUCGAGAUGAUGAUCCACCUCGAAGGCCCCAUCGUCUCCGCCUUCGUCGACACCUUCGUCCUCUCCUGGAACAACCGCUUCAAGCCGCUCCCGCCGCUGAUCGCGCACCCCGUCCCGCCGCCCUCGUCGAACUUCAAGUUCGACGGCGAGAACCCGUUCCUGCGGCACAUCGACGUGAUCCGCGCGGCACGGGCUGCACGCGCGCUCUUGAAGCAGCAGGGCGAGGGCGACCGCGCGCGCGCGAAAGACGUGCGGAGGCACCAUGGGGAGUGGCAGGGCGCGCUAAGGGGGAUGGGGUUCGAUUUUGGGGGGCUGGAGGCGCCCGGGGAGGCGAGCGGGAGUCAGGUGGGACGCCAGCGGUUUGCGGACGCGGUCGAGACGAUGAUGCAGAGGCAUGGUAUUGGGGGAAGGAGGAAGAGCUCAAAGAAUGUUUUGGAGAACGGCGCGGAGGACGGUGAUGCAGGGAUUGCGCACAACGGCUCGCCGUCCAACGGGGAGAGUAAAGGAGUCCAGUUGGCGCACGCCAUCGUGGAAGCCAAGAUCAAGCAAGACAGUGCGUCUAACCACGACACGGAUGGGGAGGCCCACGAGAAGAAUGGUACCGCCGCCCCUGACGCGCGCAGUGCUGGUUCGAGCACCGCCGUGGAUCAGGACAUCGGCGGGCAUCCCAAGGAUAAGGAGGACCGUGAUCGCCCAAUAAACGGUGCGUCUGCUGGCCAGGAAGCCGAUGCGAAUGGGCAGCUGGAGCGGCCCGCGCCGGAGCCGCUCAGCCAGAGCGCCAGCGAGGACAGUCGGACGUCGACGUCGCGCGCUGUGCCGCCCGUGGAUGGGAAUGGUCAAGAGCUGUUUGAUUCGCCGGAGGCGGUGCGGAAGCGGAAACACGCCCUGUCUCAAGCCCUAAACGCAGGUACAAUUCGUCCCACGACGGCGAAUAUCGACGAUGAUACGCUGCUGGAGGAUUUCAGGCCGCACCUGAUCCACAAAGCACACGAUCCGUUCCCCAUUGCGUUGGUGAACAGGAAGCCUCAUGGAAUGCCGGGACACCAGGAUAUCCGGACGCCGCAGAAUGCUGCGUGGCUUGCCGGGUUUAGGUACGCGAAGCGCAAGGUGUUCAUUCAGACUCCGACGCUGAACGCUGCGCCUGUGGUCCGGGCGUGUAUUGACACGGCCAAGCGGGGAGUGCAAGUGGUUCUAUACCUUGACCUUGGGUUCAAUGAUAAGGGGGAGAGUAUUCCAUUCCAGGGUGGGACCAAUCAGGAGGUGGUGAUAAAGAUGUACAAGGAGCUGAAGAAGGUCGGGAAGGAGCAGUUCCUUGACGUGUACUGGUAUACAGGCAAGGAUCAGAUCCGGCCUAUUAAUGCGAUCUAUAAAAGCCGUAACUGUCAUGUAAAGUUCAUGGUUAUCGACGAUGAAGUCGGCAUUCAGGGCAAUGGAAACCAAGAUACCCAGAGUUGGUUCCAUUCGGAGGAGGUGAACGUCCUUGUCGACUCCAAGCAGAUCGUGCGCGAAUGGAUGGAGGCGCUCGAGGCUAACCAGAACACGGGCCGGUAUGGAAAAGUACAGAGAGAUGGCAUCUGGCGUGAUAGCCUUGGCCGCACCGUGUCCUUCUACGAUGACGAAGUGACGGAACAGGAGAAAGAGAGGAAGAGGAAGGAGAAGGAACAGGCCAAGAAACAUGCGCAAAGGGUGAUGGAAAAGCGAAAUAUAUCGGAGCACAAGCCGGAGGGACAGUGAACACUGGCUCCCGGUGUGCCCUUUCAUGCGGGUUUUGAUAUUGACCUGUGCGCUUUGACCGAUAGGUCGGUGAUUUAGUGGAUUAUGGACUCUUGGGCUAUAUUGGCGGUAUAAUCAUGAUAUAUGGACUUGGAAUGAUUGGAUGUAUUUUGGAUGUCGUAUUGGAUUGAUCUGCUGCCGUACAAACGAUCGCCCUCCUGC
Molecule: messenger RNA, 2730 nt
Organism: Gloeophyllum trabeum ATCC 11539
Lineage: Eukaryota; Fungi; Basidiomycota; Agaricomycetes; Gloeophyllales; Gloeophyllaceae
Exons: 23
Coding region: 1-2529 (842 amino acids)
Molecular function (GO): catalytic activity
Source: RefSeq, a predicted model, not a curated record